Messenger RNA from Racocetra persica, 986 nucleotides. NCBI's taxonomy places the organism in Eukaryota, Fungi, Glomeromycota, Glomeromycetes, Diversisporales, Gigasporaceae. The record is from the annotation of a GenBank genome assembly.
CGUUCCUUCGACACAGUUUUAAUAGAAUAGACUUGGUAGCGGUAAUCUGUUAUUGGAUUGACUUGGUGUUAAUGCUUUCUGGUGUAUCUCAUCUAUAUGUAUUCAAAGCUUUAUCUACUUUGAGGAGUCUUAGAUUGUUAACCGUUACUAGUGGUGGUUCUACUAUCUUACAAUCUUUAAAAACAAGUGCUCCUUUAUUAGUUAAUGGUUCAUUUCGGAGACGAUGUGUAUGGUUAGAUCCUGAUGGCGCUAACAAUUUUAUAAUCUCACAACAAUGGUGUGGAGGAUACGUUGGAUCAGACGGUCUUCAUCACCCGUAUAUAAGCUUAACUGAGAAACAAUUCCCAACAUUUCCUAAAGGAUAUCUCUGUCCUGUCGGACAGAUUUGCACGGAAACCGAGAAUCCAUUCAACAAUAUGGUGUCUUAUGAUAAUAUUUUUUCCGCCAUGGUCCUAACUUUUGUGCUCGCAGCAACUCAAGGCUGGACCGAUCUUUUAUACAGAACAAUGGAUACUGAUUAUGGAUGGGCAACAUUAUACUAUGUGUUGUCUAUCCUUAUUUUAAACUUCUGGCUACUUAACUUGUUUGUUGCCGUGAUCGUUACAGUAUUUGAAAAAAUUCGUGAAGAAACUUCUCAUUCCGCAUUUACUACAUCCAAGUCUGCUCCAAUAUUGUUGGAUGAUGAAGGAGAGUGGACGUUAAAAGAUCAUAAAAAAGUCGAAACAAACCAAUUAGAUCGCAUAAUGAAAAAGAUAAAAUACUUUUGGGUCUUUUGCAUAUUCAUUGACUUAUUUAUCAUGGGAUUUAGAACUUAUGAUAUGCCUCCUAGCACUGCAUUGCUUAUAGACCUUUUGUUGGCUAUUAUUACAUGCUUUAUACAAGUCCCAGUGAUCAAGUCAUCUCCAGCGUAUCCUUACUUGACAAUAUUUCAAAUAGUUCGUGUAUAUCGUGUUGUUAUAGCUGUGCCUCGUCUAAAGAAUGUGUUG